This is a messenger RNA of Rhagoletis zephyria (snowberry fruit fly), 2769 nucleotides long. Lineage: Eukaryota; Metazoa; Arthropoda; Insecta; Diptera; Tephritidae. The record is from RefSeq and is a predicted model, not a curated record.
AUGUUCAGCAAGAAGAAGAAGAAGCCACUCAUCUCGGCGCCCUCCAACUUUGAGCACCGGGUGCACACGGGUUUUGACCGAAAAGAAGGCAAAUUCGUCGGCCUACCUCCGCAAUGGCUUUCGCUAAUUCAGGGCUCUGGUGGCGGUGGCGGCAACCGACCGAAGCCCAUCGUCGACCCUUCAAAUAUUACUCCGACAGAGAUCAUGGACAUCAAGAGUCACACUAUCGUCCGCGGACAGAGCAACUCAGCCAUGAACACCUCCUCCUCUUCAGCGGUAAAGUUCGCCUCCAGUAUCCUCAACUCCAGCGAGUCGGGCCACCUCGACCCGGCGGUCAUGGCCAGCCGUAAUCUGGUGACGCGGUCCAACUCGCUGCGAAGAGUGGAGACACCGCCAAAUGGCUCCUCUUCAGGCGCUGGCGUUCCACUCCAACUGCAGGGCAACAACAACAGUCUCAACAACAACCAUCACCACCUCCACCAACAGCAGCUCAUUCGCAACAGCAUUCACCAGAACACAAUGUUCAACAAUCAGCAGCAACAGCAGCAGCACCAAAUACUAGGUAGCCGGCUUUCUGCUAACGAAGCCGCCGACGUGGCCAACGGCAACUUCAUUGUAAAUACGACAUCGCACACCAAUGCCAAGUUUAUGCAAGCAGCAGCAGCUCCUAACCACCACAGUCCCAGUCACCACACUCCUUCUUCAGCCGCCGCCAACAGCAGCAGCAACCUGAACCAUGCCAACAUGCUCCAGCAGCAGCAGCAGCUAGCCCAGCAGGCGAUGCUCAUGCACCAGCAGAACUUCCAAGCGCCCCAAAUAAUGCCAAACAGUCGAGCCCACCUGCAGCAGCAGCCACAUCCGGGACAGAUGCCACCGCCCAAAGUCAACAAUCUGGUGGCGAACAAUUCGGCGAGCAUGGUGCCGCCCUCACCACAGCACACGAUGGUGCAGCAGCAGCAGCAGCCACAGCAGUUUGGCGGCAAGGCUCGCUUUGCAAUGUUGCCUCAGCCACAGCAACCGCAGUUUGUCAGCAACAGCAGUCUUCAGCAGCAGCAGCAGCAUAACUUUUCAUCGGCGGCCACUGUCAACGGCGGCAGCGGCGGCCACCACCUUGUCAACCAUCAACACCAGCACUCUAAUUUACCUCAGCAACAACAGGCAGGAAUGCCGCCGCAACAGCAGCAGCAACAGAAAGCACAAAUUCAGCCUCAAAUAUCACCCGCCAGCUAUACGCAGCAACAGCAGGCAGUGUCCAGCUCUGUUGGCCCGUCAGCUACCACCACCACUCAAUACUCAGGCAGCAAUCAGCAGCAGCAAAUGAUGGAGCUAAGCGCCGUUGACCAGUUGAAUAAUAACCACCACCAUCCGAACCACGUCCAUAAUCCUAAUCAACACCAGCAGCAGCAGCAGCCGAUGAUGAGCAGCAAACAGGGCAGCAGCACCAAUCAGUACUUGAGCCAGGUGAACGCCAACUUUGGCAGUCUGUCUAUCAGGCCGCCCUUGUCGCAGCCGAUGGCGAAUGGAGGAGGGCAGGUGCAGCAAAUGCAGCAGCAACAGCCACAGCAGCAGCCAUCAGUGAACAACAGCAACGGUAAUGGCUACAAUACGAGCGGUUCGACGACGUCAUCACACCAGUCAUCGCCGUCAUCGGUGAUCAAUGUAAAGCAGCAGCAACAACAGCAGCAGCUAGCGAAUGGAGCACUUGGCAGUUCGCUGAACAACAACAACUUUAGCAAUGGAAACUCUCCCUCCAAAAGUGCCACGGCUCUGAACACUAAUGGCAACCAGAACACGAUGCAACAGCCUUCGAUGACGACCACUCAGGCACCUCCUCCUCCUCCUCAGGUUCCUCCUCACGGGCAGCAACAACAGCAGCAACAGCAGCAGGCUCGAGUAACACAUGAACAGUUUCGAGCCGCCCUGCAAAUGGUCGUCAACCCAGGUGAUCCGAGAGCCUUUCUCGACAACUUCCUGAAGAUUGGCGAGGGCUCGACGGGCAUCGUCUGCAUCGCCUACGACGGCAACACCCAGCGCCAGGUGGCGGUGAAGAAGAUGGACCUGCGGAAGCAGCAGCGCCGGGAGCUGCUCUUCAACGAGGUGGUCAUCAUGCGCGACCACCACCACCCGAACAUCGUCGAGAUGUACAACUCCUUCCUGGUGGAGGACGAGCUCUGGGUGGUCAUGGAGUUCCUCCAGGGCGGCGCACUGACGGACAUUGUCACCCAUGCGAGAAUGGACGAGGAGCAGAUUGCGACCGUGUGCAAGCAGUGUCUGAAGGCGCUCGCCUACCUCCACUCGCAGGGCGUCAUUCACCGAGACAUCAAGAGUGACUCCAUUCUGCUCGCCAGUGAUGGCAGGGUCAAACUGUCCGACUUUGGCUUCUGCGCCCAGGUCUCCAAUGAGCUGCCAAAGAGAAAGUCCCUCGUGGGGACGCCCUACUGGAUGGCACCGGAAGUCAUCUCCCGCCUGCCGUACGGCCCCGAGGUGGACAUCUGGUCGCUGGGCAUCAUGGUCAUCGAGAUGGUCGACGGCGAGCCGCCCUUCUUCAAUGAGCCGCCGCUGCAGGCGAUGCGCCGCAUCCGCGACAUGCCCCCGCCGAAGCUGAAGAACGCCGCCAAGGUCAGCCCCAAUCUGCUCGCCUUCCUCGAGAAGAUGCUCGUCCGCGACCCGGGCAAACGGGCCACCGCCGCCGAGCUCCUCCAGCAUCCCUUCCUCAGACUGGCCGGUCCGCCCCGGCUCCUCGUCCCGCUCAUGAGGACUGCCGGAUGA